Ophidiomyces ophidiicola is the source of this 648-nucleotide messenger RNA. RefSeq lists its product as uncharacterized. The transcript is spliced from 2 exons. The record is from RefSeq and is a predicted model, not a curated record. Bases 1 to 648 code for a protein of 215 amino acids. Lineage: Eukaryota; Fungi; Ascomycota; Eurotiomycetes; Onygenales; Onygenaceae.
AUGGCGCCAACUGCAGCACCACUUGAUCCUAAGAGGCUUGCUCAAAUUGCUUCACAAGCCUUAUAUAUUGAGGAUAUAGACAGGCGCAUUGAUCCUAAGAGGCUUGCUCAAAUUGCGUCACAAGCCUUAUAUAUCGAGGAAAUAGACAGGCGCAUUGAUCCUAAGAGACUUGCUCAAGUUGCCUCACAGGCCUUGUAUAUGGUGACAAAAGAAAGAUACCUCAGGGCUAAGGGAAAGAACAGCAAACACUACACGAAAAAAGACGUUCAGGCACGGACAAGCAAAUUUGAGAAAACUUCUAUGACGGCGGUUCAGAAGAAAGCCCGUGAGGUGUUUACGAAAUGGCGCCCGGAUCCUUACCCCAGAACCAGUGGCGUCGAUGAAAAGCAAUUAUUUCGUGGCAAGAUAAUUAUCCGAGAAAGAUUAAAGGCUGCGAUGUACAUGAGAGGCGAAAUUACUGGCCGCAAAGUAAUCUGGGCUGACUCACAGUCAUCAGGCAUUGCUGUAGCCUGGAGGACGGGUCCUUUAAACCCGUGCUCUCCCUGGGAAGUGCGAGGCUACAUGGUCUCACAAGAACUGAGCACCGUGAAUGCUGAAACCUUAUAUGGGGAACGAAAAAUGGGAGGAUGGGAAGAGCAUCAUGAAUAA